This is a messenger RNA of Oryctolagus cuniculus (rabbit), 4142 nucleotides long. RefSeq names its product ataxin 7 like 3 (gene ATXN7L3). The record is from RefSeq and is a predicted model, not a curated record. Gene Ontology annotation, biological process: regulation of transcription by RNA polymerase II; positive regulation of DNA-templated transcription. Gene Ontology annotation, molecular function: transcription coactivator activity. Lineage: Eukaryota; Metazoa; Chordata; Mammalia; Lagomorpha; Leporidae. Gene Ontology annotation, cellular component: DUBm complex; SAGA complex.
CCCCUUCCCCUCCCCCCGGGCCGACGCGGAAACGCCCGGCUUCCCCCGGCUUCCCGGCCCGGCCGGGGCCCCCUGCUCUUCCCCCUGUCUGGGUACCCCCCUUGGGCGGGGCAGGGCCGGCCGGGGAGGGGGCGCGGGGCCUUUGUUAGGGAGCCAGGCCCCAGCCCCCGGGACAAUAGAGACACCCUCCCGGACUCCUGUGCCCGGUCGGGCCGGGCCGCCGGCAGGCUGGGAAAGAGAGGGGCCGGGACGCGUCCCACUCUGCCCACUCUCUGGGGGUCGGUCCGGCCCGGCCCGGCGCCGGCCUCGGGCGGCUCGGCUCUCCUCCCCCCAGUCGGUAUGAUGCAGCAGUGCCGCAGGGACGGGGGAAGAGCCGAGGCCGGGCCUCCUACCCUGCCCAGUGCCCCUGGCUCGUUUGUCAGUCCCCACCCCACUGUGGGCCGGCAGCCCCUUAAACUCGUACCCACCGUUCGGAGGGGCCCCGGACUGUGGGCGCUGUUUCUGAAUCCUUUGGUGGGGGCUGCUGGACUUUGGGGCUCUUGGAGAGACUUCCGGGCAGGUCCUGAGGGAGGGAGGGUGGCUCUCGGAAAGAAGAACAGCCGUGUUGCCGCCCGCUGUGCUAUGAGCAGUCAGAGCGCCGUCUCCACAAGAGUUUACAAAUGAAAAUGGAGGACAUGUCUUUGUCUGGCCUGGAUAACAGCAAACUAGAGGCCAUCGCUCAGGAGCUAUACGCGGACCUGGUCGAGGAUUCUUGCUUGGGAUUCUGCUUCGAGGUGCACCGGGCUGUCAAGUGCGGCUACUUCUUCCUGGACGACACGGACCCCGAUAGCAUGAAGGAUUUUGAGAUCGUGGACCAGCCGGGGUUGGACAUCUUUGGACAGGUUUUCAACCAGUGGAAGAGCAAGGAGUGUGUUUGCCCCAAUUGCAGCCGCAGCAUAGCUGCCUCCCGCUUUGCUCCCCAUCUGGAGAAGUGCCUAGGAAUGGGUCGGAACAGCAGCCGAAUCGCCAACCGCCGGAUUGCCAAUAGCAACAACAUGAACAAGUCUGAGAGUGACCAAGAGGAUAACGAUGACAUCAACGACAAUGACUGGUCCUAUGGCUCGGAGAAGAAAGCCAAGAAGAGAAAAUCAGACAAGCUAUGGUAUCUCCCAUUCCAGAACCCCAAUUCCCCUCGAAGAUCCAAGUCUUUAAAACACAAAAAUGGGUUCUCUGUCUGUACCUCUGCAUCAAACACCCUUCCCCUUCUUUUUUCUUCUUCAGGGGAACUUAGCAAUUCGGAUCCUUUCAAGUAUAACAACUCAACUGGGAUCAGCUAUGAGACCCUGGGGCCGGAGGAGCUGCGUAGCCUGCUCACCACGCAAUGUGGGGUGAUUUCUGAACACACCAAGAAGAUGUGCACGAGGUCCCUGCGCUGCCCCCAGCACACGGACGAGCAGAGGCGAACCGUGCGGAUUUACUUCCUCGGGCCCUCAGCCGUCCUGCCUGAGGUCGAGAGCUCCCUGGAUAAUGACAGCUUUGACAUGACUGACAGCCAGGCCCUGAUCAGCCGGCUCCAGUGGGACGGCUCCUCGGAUCUCUCACCCUCUGAUUCAGGCUCCUCCAAGACGAGUGAAAAUCAGGGAUGGGGUCUAGGCACCAACAGCUCGGAGUCUCGGAAAACCAAGAAAAAGAAAUCCCAUCUGAGCCUGGUAGGGACUGCCUCUGGCCUGGGCUCCAACAAAAAGAAGAAGCCAAAGCCACCGGCGCCCCCAACGCCCAGCAUCUACGAUGACAUCAACUGACUCGGGUGCAAGGGAUAGCCUUUGGCUGAAAAGAGCCCUCUCUCCUGACCCCCACCCAGGUGGCAAAGCCUGGCAAACGGACAGCUGCUGGGGGUUUGGGCUUGGGAAGCUUGGUGGGCCAGGCAGGCGGAGGACCCAGUUAUGCACCCCUGGGGGGUGUCAGGGUCUUCUGCAAUGGAGCACGACUCCUCGGCGUGCGGGACUCAGACCUGGACAUAUUAUGCCUUGGACAUAAGUUUGGUGGGGAGGCGGUUUUCCUAUUUAUUCUGUGAGUUACUGGAUGUCCAGCUAGGCCAGGGGCCUGACCUGGGCACUGUGCCAGGGCACUGCCUGCCCCCCACCCCAGGAACUGGACUAAGCCCUGCCGAGGGGCAUCAUGGCUACCCGGAGGCUGUGGGUUGGAAGCUGAGCCUGGAGGGGCCUCCCCCGGGCUGCCCUCAGCAAUGUGAACGGGUCUGGUGCUUGGAGCUGAGGGGCAGGGCUGGGCAUGUCCUGUCUGUGUGCAGAAUCCUAUCAGAUGCCCCCAGUCCCCGGGGGCAGCAGGCAGAGUGCUGUCUGCUGAGUGGGCGUCCAGACCCUCACAGGGGCAGCCCUUUCCCUCAGUCCCCGUGGGCCCCCCUGGCAGCAGGCGCUGUCCUCUUGUUGGGUGCCAGGAAAGGGCCCCCAGCCUCUCAGCUUCAAGGAACGGGAGAGGGGAGGGCAGGACGAGGGAGCUGUGUGUAUCAAAAUUACUCCCCCUGCCUUUCCUCCCUGACCCAGGGCUGGCGAGGAGUGGGCCCCAAGGUGAGAGGGAACGGUGCUGCUUUAUUUGACAUGUUUUCUUACCUCAUUCCCUGCCCCAGGAAGGGGCCCAGCCUCACCCUCCUGGGGUGGCCCCACGGUCCUCCUGCCCACCCUGCCCUGCUGGGGCAGCCCGAGUUCCCGACUGCUGCUGCCACCCGUCACCUUGACCAGCUUCGGUUCCUCUCAGCGCUCCUCCCUCCAGAGCCUGCCCCGUUCCCCCUCCCUUCGCCGCUUUUAAGUUAUUUAUUCUGUACUUGUGGUCUGGGGCUCUGAGGAAAACCUGACUCUGUGCCUCUCCCCCUUUGCUAGGAGUGGGGUGGGAAGCGACGGUGGCCUUCGCACCCUGGGCUGUCAGUGGAGGGCGAGAGGGCAUCACGGCCCCUCUGGGACUGUCGUGCCAGUGUGCCCACCUGCCUGGUCUACAUCCUCGAGAGAUGUACCACCCCACCUCCACGCGAGCACCACCACUCCCGGGAGCCACGCUGAGGACUGCAGUCUGGGCGAGGAGCAGAGCUGGCUGGCCCCGAGCCGAGUCCUCCGCCCUCCUCCCAGGAGGAGCCAUCCCCUAGCUUGGGUAGCGAGUACCCAGGACUGGUUGGACUGACUGGGGUUAGGGACCCUAGAGGGUUAAGAGAGCAACAGAGCAAGGGCUUGCCAUGCCCUGUCUGGAACUCCAAUCUCCCCCUGGGGUGGUUCUGAUUGUGGCUGAUGCCUGGUUACAGAUUCGUUUUUAACCCAAGAAUUGUGAUUAUUUUUUAAAGAGCCAAACACACUUUGGCAGGAGACAGAAUAAAUCCUGGGGCCCCGGCUCCUCUGUUCUUGGCCCUGCUCAGCCUUCUCCCCACAUGGGGAAGCCAGAGGAAAAGGAGCAUCUCCGCUUCCCGCAGAGCCUUGGCCGUGGGCGGGAAGGCCAAGGGCCACUCUCCCUUCUGGGAGGCAGCUGCAGUUCAGGCCCUAAUACACCCUUUCCCUCCUGGCCUCCCCCUUCCCCCCCUUCUGGUUGGAGAAGGGAGAAGGGGGGAGUAGCUUGGGAACUGGUUUGUCCACAUCCACGUCCCCAUUGUUCCUUGGCCCACCCUCAGGGCCGAGCCCCCUGCCCAGGCUGGGUGAGAUGGGCUUGGUCCAGCAGGAACCCUGAGGGAGCAGGCGAACCCCUUUUUUGGGGAGAGUGCCCCCUACCAUGUAGUUAAGCAGGGGCUCGGGGCUCCCCACUUCCCUCCCUCGAACAGCAGGCUGUGUGGGUUUCGGUUCCCAUCCUUCCCAGCCCGGCUAGGUGUCGUCCGCCCUGUAUCCUAUCAUGUGUCUGAGUGUGUGGGGGGUUCUGUACUAAUUCCCGGGGCCGGUGGCUUUUCCUUCCAUGCAUCACUCCCCCCCGCAUGCCCAGGGGCCGCCCGCCUGGCAUUACCGCAUGCUGGGGUCGUUGGGGGAGGGGGGUGGGGCUCACGCUGUCCUGUGGUCUUGAGAUUUUUAUUUUUGCAUAUGUAAUCCAUCCUGUACAGGUAGCUAACUUUGUAAACGCUGUGUACUCCCUCUGCCCCCAUGGCUGCUGGUGUAAAUAAACUGCAUCUCCCGUUGGUA